AACGGAGCCAGAAGGGAAGUAAGUAUACCAUCUUAAAUUCAUGAUUGUCAAAAUUUGAUUCUGUGUAAAUGAUUUCUCCUCUGAGAUGGGCGAAGAGGAAAGAAAGGGAGAAGGGGUCAUGAAAUUUAUUUCAGUUUUUGCAAGUAUUAUUAUUCCGUCUUCAUCCGCCUGGUCGUCUGUCCGGCUGGUGUCGUCUCUUCGGCAAUCACGGAGUCGACUUCUCUCUCGAAUCCCGAUGCUUCCGGAUCUGAUUACAGUCCCCUGAUACCUCUCGCCUCGGGGCCCCGCUCCGACGGAGUUGGGCUGCGUCCGACCGUUCCGACUCAGUGGUCUAAACGUGAGACCGUCUCAAGCUUCAUCGUCGGGCAAUCCGUCAUCGCGCUGCUCUUAUGAUAGAUAUGGACAUAAUCCAUGGAUGUCGUACUGAUAUCACAGUAUUAAACGGUGACUUUGGGGCUCAAUCACCCGCAGGGCUGCAGCUUCAACGCGGGAAAUAACAGAGGUUUUUAAAAAUAGUGAGUGAUAUAACAAUCUAAAGCAUGAGCGUGUAUUACGCGGACUACCACCACCAAACAGUGGGAAUGAAUAGUCGAGCGACCGGCGAAAGCUGGAUCGCCAACGCCGCGGUGAGCCGAGCUCCCGUCGAUGCUUCGCCCAUCCUUACCCCGCUCAAUGAACUCACCACAUCAUCGGGCCACCAUCAAAAUUCACAACACUUUCCUCAAAGCAACCUCGACAGUACUUUUCCAUUUUUCAUGCCUCAUCAGUUUUACCCUCACCACACCUCGGACUCCUACCCACCCCAAUCUGGGAAGUCAUACAGCUCCUGCAGUCUCGGCUCGUCCUCGGCAUCAUCGAGCGUUCAACACCCCGUCGUCACCCCGUACUCGUCAACGCUCUUCGAUCCGUGCAAACAAAACGAUCUCGGAUCCUCAUACCUCGCUUUCAAGGCAACAGACUUUCAAAAGCAAGACCUAGAUGCUUCUGCAGACAGGGAGAUUCGAGAUAUAUCAGCAGUUAGAUGUAGUAAGGAACAAGAUGGAGAGAAGAUGGCUUUCUACCCUUGGAUGAAAAGUAUCAGUCCAACUUCCGAUGGCAAAAGAGGGCGGCAAACAUACACUCGACAGCAAACAUUGGAGUUGGAAAAGGAGUUCCACUUCAGCCGCUACGUGACAAGACGUCGUCGCUUCGAGAUCGCCCAGAGUCUCGGGCUCAGCGAAAGACAGAUCAAGAUCUGGUUCCAGAACCGGAGAAUGAAAUGGAAGAGGGAACAUGGUUCAAACUGUAGUAUGACAAACCAGCAGGAUCAAAUGCCCAGUAUGGCUGAUUUCAUUGGGUCGUAGACUGCGAUCAUGUCAAAUUUUAAAAACUGAAAACGAACAUUAUUACGUUAAUGCUUUUCCAUAAAAUUCGGAUUGUUAGUUAUGAACCAAUUAAAAUAUAUAUAUGAAAAUGAAAUAGUUUGGUCAGUUGGAUAAUCUAAAUUGUCAUUGUAAAACCAUUAACUUGACAACUUUGGAAAAUAUGCAUUCACUACCAGGAUGUGCACGAUAUCAACAUCAUCUACCUGGUAAUACAAUACAUCCUAAACCAAAUCCACUUCAUCAGUUCCAAAGAUAUUAGAUAUAGUAUUCAUUACAAACGUCAGAUGGUCUUUCCCUCAACAUGCUCCAAGGAAGUGGUUUUGUACAAAGCGUAUUAUAUGCUGUAUGUUUAACGAGAAGUAGAAUUUUUACCUUUUAUUAAGCAUUUCUUCAACGAAGUUACCAAAGAAACAAAACCACUAAACAGAUGUUUAUUUAUCGUUCCAUAUCUGCCGUUACCAAAUAAUACUGCAUAAGCUUCAAAGCUGAGAUACUUGAAUCAUGUACAGUAUGCAUGAUGUAGACUUUUAUUUAUUGAAUAGAAAGCAUAAUGUGAGAUUCUUUACAUUACGUGUAAGUUUAUUAUGAUUUUCAUAAAAAAAUGAAAAUGUAAGUAUAAUAUAAGUAAUGUAAAAUAUGACCAUGGUUAAAUUACCAUGAAAACGUAGCAUUUUGUAAGUCCAAAACAUUUGAUAUUUUUGUGUUAUCUCUUUGGGUAUAAAUUGUAACUGAUGUUGGUCAACGAAUGCUUUGGGAUGGUUGAUGGCCAAAUUUGGAUAUUCUUUUUAGUAUAGGAGAUAUAAAUCUCUAUAAAUUUCAAAGUAGUAUUUUAGAGGUAUUUCCAACUCUCAACUAGCCUUUAGAAUACUUGAUUAUCCUUUUUUUAUUAUUAAAUGCUUGUAUUGACCUAGAUGACAUGA
Molecule: messenger RNA, 2284 nt
Organism: Lytechinus variegatus (green sea urchin)
Lineage: Eukaryota; Metazoa; Echinodermata; Echinoidea; Temnopleuroida; Toxopneustidae
Product: homeobox protein Hox-B7-B-like
Exons: 2
Coding region: 540-1343 (267 amino acids)
Biological process (GO): anterior/posterior pattern specification; regulation of transcription by RNA polymerase II
Cellular component (GO): nucleus
Molecular function (GO): RNA polymerase II cis-regulatory region sequence-specific DNA binding; DNA-binding transcription factor activity, RNA polymerase II-specific
Source: RefSeq, a predicted model, not a curated record